GCCACGGCAGGGCAAGGCCACCGCACCGGCUGCGGACCCAGGAUCCGGGCGGCUGGACGGAGGUCGAGCUGUCGGGAGGGCGGAGCCACAGCGCCUGCAGAGAUGCUGGCGGUCCCGGAGAUCAGCCUGCAGGGGCUGCACAUCGGCUCCAGCCCAGAGCGGUCUCCGGUGCCCAGCCCACCCGGCUCCCCAAGGACCCAGGAAAGCUGUGGCAUUGCCCCACUCACACCCUCACAGUCUCCAAAGCCCGAGCCCCGAGCCCCGCAGCGGGCCCCCUUCUCCGUGGUAGUGGCCAUCGACUUUGGCACCACAUCCAGUGGCUAUGCCUUCAGCUUUGCCAGUGACCCUGAAGCCAUCCACAUGAUGAGGAAAUGGGAGGGUGGGGACCCAGGUGUGGCCCACCAGAAGACCCCCACCUGCCUGCUGCUGACCCCGGAGGGCGCCUUUCACAGCUUUGGCUAUACAGCCCGUGAUUAUUACCAUGAUCUGGACCCUGAGGAGGCUCGGGACUGGCUCUACUUCGAGAAGUUCAAGAUGAAGAUCCACAGUGCUACUGAUCUCACCUUGAAGACCCAGCUAGAAGCGGUGAAUGGAAAGAAAAUGCCUGCCCUGGAGGUGUUUGCCCAUGCCCUGCGUUUCUUCAAGGAACAUGCUCUUCAGGAGCUGAGGGAGCAGUGCCCGUCACUUCCAGAGAAGGAUGCUGUGCGCUGGGUGUUGACGGUGCCCGCUAUCUGGAAACAGCCGGCCAAGCAGUUCAUGCGGGAGGCAGCCUACCUGGCCGGACUGGUGUCGAGAGAGGAAGCAGAGCAACUCCUCAUUGCCCUGGAGCCUGAGGCUGCCUCUGUCUACUGUCGCAAGCUGCGUCUGCACCAGCUCCUGGACCUGAGUAGCCAGGCCCCGGGCGGUGGGCGCCUGGGUGAGCGCCGCUCCAUUGAUUCCAGCUUCCGGCAGGCCCGAGAGCAGCUUCGAAGGUCCCGCCACAGCCGCACAUUCCUGGUGGAGUCGGGAGUCGGAGAGCUGUGGGCAGAGAUGCAAGCAGGAGACCGCUAUGUGGUGGCAGACUGUGGGGGAGGCACGGUGGACCUGACCGUGCACCAGCUGGAGCAGCCCCAUGGUACCCUCAAGGAGCUCUACAAGGCAUCUGGCGGCCCCUGUGGCGCGGUGGGCGUGGACCUGGCCUUUGAGCAGCUGCUGGGCCGCAUUUUCGGCGAGGACUUCAUCGUCACCUUCAAAAGGCAACGCCCAGCAGCAUGGGUGGAUCUGACUAUAGCUUUUGAGGCCCGCAAACGAACGGCAGGCCCACACCGUGCGGCAGCACUGAACAUCUCACUGCCUUUCUCCUUUAUUGACUUCUACCGCAAGCAGCGAGGCCAAAACGUGGAGACUGCCCUGCGCAGGAGCAGCGUGAAUUCCGUUAAGUGGUCCUCACAGGGGAUGCUCCGGAUGUCUUCUGAGGCCAUGAACGAGCUCUUUCAGCCUACAGUCAGCGGGAUCAUCCAGCACAUAGAGGCGGUGCUGGCUCGCCCCGAGGUGCAGGGCGUGAAGCUGCUGUUCCUGGUGGGCGGCUUCGCCGAGUCGGCGGUGCUGCAGCACGCGGUGCAGGCAGCGCUGGGCGCCCGCGGCCUGCGCGUGGUGGUUCCGCACGACGUGGGCCUCACCAUCCUCAAGGGCGCGGUGCUCUUCGGGCAGGCGCCGGGCGUGGUGCGGGUGCGCCGCUCGCCGCUCACCUACGGCGUGGGCGUGCUCAACCGCUUUGUGGCUGGGCGCCACCCGCCCGACAAGCUGCUGGUCCGCGACGGCCGCCGCUGGUGCACCGAUGUCUUCGAGCGCUUCGUGGCCGCUGAGCAGUCGGUGGCCCUGGGCGAGGAGGUGCGGCGCAGCUACUGCCCCGCGCGCCCGGGCCAGCGGCGCGUGCUCAUCAACCUGUACUGCUGCGCCGCCGAGGACGCGCGCUUCAUCACCGACCCGGGCGUGCGCAAGUGCGGCGCGCUCAGUCUGGAGCUCGAGCCCGCCGAGGACACACCCCCGGGUCGCCGCGAGAUCCGCGCCGCCAUGCAGUUUGGCGACACUGAGAUUAAGGUCACUGCCGUCGACGUCAGCACCAAUCGCUCAGUGCGCGCCGCCAUCGACUUCCUUUCCAAUUGAGGGCGCAAGGGCAGUGCCAGCCCCUCUUGGCCCAGCCGCGCCCUCUUUCGCGCCGAGCACUAGGGAGCCGGCUGGGGAGGACGAACCCGCCCCGUUCCCCGCAGUCCUGCCCCUGGAGAUGAGGUCGCAGGAGGAUGGAGGGGACACAUCCGGAAACUCUGGCUGACUGGAAGGCUGAAGGACCCAAGACUUAGAAGAGGUGUGUAAGGUGGCGUGCCCACAGGGAGCACGUGAUCCUGAAAGCAGAAUGCACCAGAAGACUGGAGCCCUCAUCAGAACUAGGGGACAGGCUGGGAGUGGGGCGGGGGUUUGGGGGUUGGAGGCAGCUAGAAGCUGAGCAAGGCCGCUGCAGGUGGGGCAGCAGGAUGAAGAGGUUGUGCAGGGCUAGGCCUGAAGGCAGAGUGCACCGACUUACGGGCUAAGCCUACAGACGGAGCCGGGUAGGAAAAGGACUGGAGCUGCCACGAGGGACGGGGUGGUGGGACCUCCCUGGGUGUGGUGCUGACCACCCAAGUGUGAAUGCUAAUUGUAGAAAGGGCGGUAGCAAGCUAAUGAGAAGAGUACAGGGAGAAGGCACAUAUGGGGGCAUAUGUUGGGGUGGGGCUUUCCUUUCUAUCUGAAAAGGCCCCAAGGGCAGCCUGUGAAUGAUCCACUUGCACCCUAUCCAGCCACACCAGGUGAAGAGGGUAGGGAGGAGAGGGAGCAUUGAGGGCUGGUCCCAUCUCUGCCAUCAACUCAGUGUACCUGCCCAACCAUGACAUGAAACAGCCCUACCUGCCCGGGAACCCUAAUGUGACAAUAAAGCAUUUAUGCUCCAGGUGAA
This is a messenger RNA of Vicugna pacos (alpaca), 2968 nucleotides long. RefSeq names its product heat shock protein family A (Hsp70) member 12B (gene HSPA12B). NCBI's taxonomy places the organism in Eukaryota, Metazoa, Chordata, Mammalia, Artiodactyla, Camelidae. The record is from RefSeq and is a predicted model, not a curated record.